AUGACAAACUAUUCAACCAUUUCGGAUGGUAAUUCUGCCAGACCUCGUAACGACAUGCCAAGGUGCGAACCCAUCGAACCCAUAUUCACGACACGACGACGUGGAGGCAAGGAUGGCGGUCACGGCGGGCAAGCCUCGAUGAUCAGCAGUAUCGUCAAUCUACUAAAUACGAUUGUCGGUGCUGGUACGCUGGCGAUGCCUUCGGUCCUAUCUCAUAUGGGAAUAAUGCUUGGUGUUUUACUUGUAAUAUGGUCUGGCCUUACCUCUGCCUUCGGUCUUUACCUGCAGUCUAAAUGCGCCCGUUAUUUGGAUCGUGGAACUGCUUCCUUUUUUGCCCUGUCGCAAAUCACUUACUCACAAGCCUCUGUCGUCUUUGACGCAGCCAUCGCUAUCAAGUGCUUUGGAGUAGGCGUAUCAUACAUGAUUAUCAUCGGAGACUUGAUGCCUGGCGUCAUGCUUGGUUUCAACAGUCGUGCCGACCAUAUCCCAUAUCUUGUCGACCGUCAUUUCUGGAUUACGGCUUUCAUGCUUCUGGUUAUUCCUCUCAGUUUUCUUCGGAGACUUGAUUCGCUCAAGUACACCAGUCUUGUUGCCUUGGUUUCGAUUGGGUACCUCAUCGUUUUGGUCAUAUACCACUUUGCAGUUGAUCCGCACGCAGACCCUAGCAAUGUUCGAGUCAUCAAGUGGGCCGGUGCUGUCGAAACAUUGAGUGCUCUACCAAUUGUUGUCUUCGCUUAUACUUGUCAUCAAAAUAUGUUUUCAAUUGUUAAUGAAAUCAAGGACAACUCUCCAUCAAGCAUGGUCAGGGUAAUUGUUUUGAGUAUUGGAUCAGCUGCUAGUAUCUACCUUGUGGUCGCCAUUACUGGUUACAUUACCUUCGGUAAUGAUAUUGUCGGUAAUAUUGUUUUAAUGUACCCCACUGGAGUUGCGUCGACUAUUGGCAAGGCCGCAAUUGUUAUUUUAGUUUUAUUUUCCAUCCCCCUUCAGGUUCAUCCUUGCCGCGCCUCAUUAGACGCGGUUUUGAAAUGGCGACCAAGCCGCUCGCAGUCAGGCAAUGGCCGCCUAUCAUCAUCUGUAUCUGCCGCGGCAACGGUCUCUCGAGGUGACCAUGGCACUGCCCCCAUGUCUGACACCCGCUUCGCACUCCUUACUACCCUUAUUUUAACGCUAGCAUACUUUACCGCCCUGUCAGUCAGCAGUCUGGAUCGCGUGCUUGCCUUUGUGGGAAGUACGGGCUCGACGUCCAUUAGUUUUAUCUUACCGGGCCUCUUUUAUUACAAAAUAAGCGACCCUGAGAGCUCGUAUCACCAGCGGCUCAUGAAAGAAGACGACGAUAUGGAAGACUCAGGGUUGUCGGAUAUUGAGGACUCUGCGCACCUGGCCGGAAACAGCGCUGGUGCUCUGGACAGCACGCCCGAUUUAUUAAAUCACAGCCCGUGGCGCUGGAGAAAAAAAUGGCGAUGGGACUUGGAGCACCUUGACCACGGCUUGGUUAGAAAACUUGCCCUUGCAUUGGCCGUUUACGGCGUAGUGGUCAUGGUCGUAUGCUUGUUCAUGAACAUAUUUUUUGCAGCGUCUCAUUAG
This is a messenger RNA of Metarhizium robertsii ARSEF 23, 1584 nucleotides long. Its product is annotated as Amino acid transporter, transmembrane. The coding region runs from base 1 to 1584 and encodes 527 amino acids. The transcript has 5 exons. Gene Ontology annotation, cellular component: fungal-type vacuole membrane. Gene Ontology annotation, biological process: amino acid transmembrane transport. NCBI's taxonomy places the organism in Eukaryota, Fungi, Ascomycota, Sordariomycetes, Hypocreales, Clavicipitaceae. The record is from RefSeq and is a predicted model, not a curated record. Gene Ontology annotation, molecular function: L-glutamate transmembrane transporter activity; L-arginine transmembrane transporter activity; L-tyrosine transmembrane transporter activity.